AUGGCGCCGGGUCGCCCUCGAGCUCUGGAUAUUUACGAGCAAAUGAUUGAGAUUUACCACUUGCAGAACCGUACUGCAGAAUUGCAGGCGCUGAGCUUGAAUGGGCCAGCCGCGAAAGUCCCUUUGGCAAGGGAGCGGUUCGAUAUCCUGCUGAUCCAGGAAAUUCUUAGAUGGGAGAGUGAGCUUGAUCGACUGACGAAUAUGGACGUGUGA
Messenger RNA from Cladophialophora bantiana CBS 173.52, 213 nucleotides. RefSeq lists its product as uncharacterized. The transcript has a single exon. Bases 1 to 213 code for a protein of 70 amino acids. The record is from RefSeq and is a predicted model, not a curated record. NCBI's taxonomy places the organism in Eukaryota, Fungi, Ascomycota, Eurotiomycetes, Chaetothyriales, Herpotrichiellaceae.